This is a messenger RNA of Harmonia axyridis, 5817 nucleotides long. It is a transcript of the gene CLIP-190, whose product is annotated as CAP-Gly domain-containing linker protein 2. The coding region runs from base 208 to 5697 and encodes 1829 amino acids. Lineage: Eukaryota; Metazoa; Arthropoda; Insecta; Coleoptera; Coccinellidae. Gene Ontology annotation, biological process: cytoplasmic microtubule organization. Gene Ontology annotation, molecular function: microtubule plus-end binding. Gene Ontology annotation, cellular component: cytoplasm; nucleus; microtubule plus-end. The record is from RefSeq and is a predicted model, not a curated record. The transcript has 17 exons.
CCUGUAAAAAUCAGUAAAAAGAUCAGCUGUCAAAAGGUUAGCUGACGGCAGCUAAUGUGAUAGUGGCGGGUUAAGUUUGUUUUAAUGUUCGUUUUUAAUUUGUGUUCAAAAUAGGUGCAUAUGUUUCAUGUUUCAUUCCUCAAACAAAGUCUGAGCGUAUGGUGCUAAGGCCAACUGGGCAAAACAUCACAAUAGUUAUAAACAAUCAUGAGUAACAACAAUGGAGAUGAUACUUUAAAUGAAAGUGAAAUGAAACCAGACGAGACUGAUUCAAGUGCCAAAGGCUCAAGUGAAAAGUGCCUACAACGUUCCAUGUCUGCUCUCAGUGUUUCUUCGAUAGCAUCAUCAACAUCUAGCAUUCCUCUUAAAAGAUCAGGUUUAAAACCACCCUCACGUAUUGGAAGACCAUGCGAUGGUCAACAACAUAAACCAGCUGUACCUUCAUCACCAAGUGCUCACAAUUUGUUAGAAGAGGACACAGGAGACUAUCUACGCUUUAGCAGCAUGUCACCAUAUAGGAGGAGAUAUUCUUCUACUGGUAGUUCGUCAUCCUCCAUGGACCAUCUCUGGGAAUUAUAUCCGCACAGGUUAAGAGAAGCAGGACUGAACAGAUAUUCAGAUUCCAGCACAGUUUUAACACAAGACACAGACAGCUUCAUAAUUGGCCAACGAAUAUGGGUAGGAGGUACGAAACCCGGAACCAUUGCGUUCAUCGGGGAGACCCAAUUUGCCCCAGGAGAAUGGGCAGGCAUAGUUCUGGAUGAAGCUGUAGGAAAGAACGAUGGUUCCGUAGCCGGUGUCAGGUAUUUUCAAUGCGAGGCUAAGAAGGGGGUAUUCUCAAGGCUCACCAGACUGACCAGGCAGCCUUUAGAAGUGCCACAGUCAAACGAAAUGUUUUCCACGCCACUGAACGGAGUCAGAAGUCCUGUAUCUCCGACCGGCAGUACGAGAAGUCUGCUAAGGUCGCCCAUGUCACAUCACGCAUCCAAUACCAGCCUGGCUUCGAUGUCUACUUCGGUAAUCAUCGACUAUAAGUUAGGAGACAGAGUGAUAAUAAAGAGUAGCCAGGGCUCUAAGGUUGGCACUGUGAGAUUUAUUGGCUACACUGAGUUUGCAGCUGGUGAAUGGGUUGGGGUCGAAUUGGAUGACCCCAGAGGAAAAAACGAUGGAUCUGUUGAAGGUAAAAGAUACUUCACAUGUCAGCCGAACUUUGGCCUGUUUGCACCCAUAGGCAAAGUUAGUAAAUCCCCAUCGAAGAUAAAACCAGGAUCAUGUGCAGUGCACAAUUCUGGUGGUCUGCCUCCAUCUGGUCUGCGUAGGUCUGGCUCUAAAGAGUCCAUGACCAGUGUCGCCUCUAGCAUAAGAAGGGUAAGGCUUGGUGUGAAUUCCCUAACCCCUAAGAAACUACCUUUGAAGUCUCAAAGCCCGGCAGCUCCCAGGCCAUCUCUUCAGGAUAUGGUAAAAGAAAAACAGCAGCACAUUGAACAGCUUCUCAAAGAGAGAGAUUUGGAAAGACAAGAAUUUACCAAAGCAGCAAAUCAGGCAGAAGAAGCAGAACAGCAACUAACAAUACUCAAAAAAGAAUUUGAUGCGUAUAGAGCAGAAUGCGACGUCAAGCUUCAAGAGCAUAUGCUUAUAUUAACAGAACUGAAAAAAGAUCGUACUGAGUUACUUGGGCAGCUUGAGGAUGAAAAAAAGAAAAAUGAAGACCUGCUAUUCAAAUUUGAAGAAGCGUCAAUCCUUAAAAGUGAUGCAGAAGCUAUGGUUGAAAGGAGGAUGAAAGAGAUCGACGAAUUGCAAAAAUUACUGGAUAUAGAGAGGAGCCGCAAUGAUGACACAGAAAAAAAUUCAAAUAAAUUAUUCGAAACUGAGGAAAGUUUGAUAAAGGCAAAUGAAGAGAUCGAAAAAUUGAAAAGUGAAUUAGAUAAUCUUACACUUCAACAGAAAAGUCUAGGAGAAGACAAAGUUUUAGCAACAGAACAAACGGAACUGCUUGAGAAGGAGCUAGAUAUUACCAAAAAGCAACUUGGAGAACUGAACUCUAUAAGGAAUACUUUGAGCCAACAACUAACAUCAGCCUCCUUGGAAAAUGUACAAGUGAAAGAAUCCCUCGAAGAAUUAAAACAAAAACUGAAAUUCUAUGAAAAUGAAAUCGCCCAAAAAAAUAAUGAAAUUUCAAAUUUUAAUAGCGAAUUGGAAGCCACCAAAAAAAAUUUAUCAGAAAAUGAGAACCUAGUACAAAAAUUACAAUCAGAUCAGUCCAAAGAGCAUGCUGAUUUAAACAAAGAAUUAGAGAAAUUGAAAAUGGAGAUGAGUAGCAAAACUUUCGAUAUGGAAACAAUCAAUGAUGAAUUAAAGAAGAAACAAGAUGAAAUUGCAGCUUUACUGAAAUCGUCUGAAGAAAUGAAGCUUAGCUAUGAAGCAAAAAUCAACGAGAAUCUUAAACUACAUCAGGAAAACGCAGAAACAUUGAAUAAAGAACUACAUCAAGUUAAAGAAGACCUGAAUAACGCUAAAGAGGAAAUAACAAAACUGUCUCAAACUUCUGAAGAAAAAUCAAUAGCAUUAAUUGAAGAAAAGCAACAGCUGGAGAAAGAAUUGGAAAAUAUUAAAGCAGACAUUGUGAAUUCAGCUAAAAAGACUGAGGAACAGUCUUUGUUGUUCGAAUCAAAAAUGAAAGAAAACGAAGAAAAAAUAGAAAACUACGAGAAAGAAAUAAAAAGUUUGAAAGAAGAACUUGAUAAAUUGAAAGAAACAGGUGAUUCUUUGAACUCUGAACUUCAAAAUGAAUUUGAAGAAUAUGAAAGAAAAAGCAAAUAUACAAUUGAAUCUUUACAAGGUGAAUUGAUAACUAAAGAUGACCAGAUUAAUUUGAUAAAAUCAGAAUGUAAAAAGUUCAAAUUAGAUCUUGAUAUGAAGUCCAAUCUACUAGACACUGUAACUAAUUCCAUGCAAAUAGCAUCUCAAGAAUCUUCUACACUGAAAGAAGAAAAUCAGAAACUCUUGAACCAUAUUCGCGAUUUGAGAAAUAGUUUAGAGAAACAAUCGAAAGAUGUUGAAAUCCAGAAAAAGUCGGCGAUAUCUUCAAAUACUGAACUCCAGGAUCAGUUGAAAAUCGUGAAACAAGAAAAUGCAAAUUUAAUUGAAAGUUUGAAUAUGGAAAAAGAAAAAAUCAGUUCGCUCUCAUCAGGUUAUGAAAAGUUGCAGCACGAUUUUGAUGUGAAGUCAACUCAACUACAGAGUGCAGAGAAUUCACUCAAAACAAUAACAGAACAAUCGUUAAAAUUGAAUGAAGACAAACAACAACUUGAUCUACAUAAUGGAGAUCUGAAAAGAAGUAUUGAAUCUUUAGAGAGGAAAUUAGAAGAUGUUGAGAUUCAAAAGAAUAAAAUGUAUGAGGAGAUACGAUCACUGAUCAAUUCCUCUGGAGAUAAUAGUGCUCAACUGGAAGAAAUGCGAACAAAAUUAUUUGAAAACCAAACCUUACUAGAUAAAACAAAGAAUGAAUAUCAAAACAAAAUUCAAGAUCUUGAACGUCAAAUACAAGAAAAAAAUUUAAAAUUGGAAGAAAAAGAAAAUCACGUUUUGAAAAUAGAAAAAGAAUAUUCGGAAACUAAAGAGUCCUCUGAAGCAAUAAUUGUUACCAAUACUAAUCGUGUUAGAGAAUUACUCGAAGAAAUCAAUAAAAUUAAAGAAUCACAUAUCAGAGAAAUUGAAGACCACCACAAAAAAUUAACUGAAAAAGAAACACAUCUGGAAAAAAUAAAGAAAGAUUAUGAGGAAAAACUCAAUGAUAUAGAAAUCACCAUUGAAGAAAAAACUUCGAAAUUAAAAGAAAAAGAAUGUCGGAUAAUGAAACUUGAGAGAAAAUGCUCUGAACUAGAUGCAUCCAAAACUAAUCUGGAUAAAGCACACCAACAGGCAAUUGAAGAAAUGAAAAAACAGAUUGAAGAUAUAAAAGGCAAUCAUGAUCAACAAUUGGAGAAAAAACAAAAUGAGAUUCGUCUAAAGGAGGAAGAACAAAAUAGACUACUUGAUACAAUUCAUGGAUUGCAAUCAAAUCUUGAAAUGACUUUAGAUAUGAAUAGGAUAUUUCAAGAAACUACAGAUCAAGAAUAUUGUAAACUUAAGAGUACCAUUGAAAAAAUGGAGACUGCUUUAUCAGAAAAAUCUUCAGAAAAUGAACAAUUGAAACACCAAUUAGAUACUUCACAAACAACAUUACAAAAGAAAGAUGAAGAAAUAGAGAUUUCAAGGAUAAUAAUAGAACAGAAAGAAAGAGUAAUGACGGAAAAAUUAGAAGAACUCGAGAAAAAAUUAGCCACUUCAUGUGAUGAAUCAUCAAUAAAAAUAUCUGAUUUGAACAAUGUUAAUGAAAUAUUGAAGAAAGAAGUAGAAAAGACAAAUAAGGAGCUCCAAGAAAUUAAUUUAAAAUUCAAGGAAUAUAGAGAAAGCAUCGAAAUGAACUCUAAUAAUAAUGAACAAAAUUACAUAAACCAAAUUUCUUCUUUAGAGUCAAAGGUGAAAGAGUUGAAUGUUGCUAUUGAAGAAACAAAUAAACAAAAACAAAAUACUGAAAAGCUGUUCAAUGAAAAAUGUUUGGCUUAUGAUGCUAAUACUGAAGAAAUCACAAAAUUGGUUGAGAAGAUCAAUAUUUACGAAGAAAAGUUGAAAGGAAUAGAAGAAGAAAAAUUGAGUAUUCGUGGUGCUCUUGAGCUUUCUAACAAUAAUUUGCAAGAAAAGGAUAAGCACUUCAAGGAAUUAAAUGACAAAAUAGAAAUAAUGAAUGAGAAAUACAAAUUAUUAGAAAACGCCCUUAGUGAAGAAAAACUCAAAAAUAUUGAACUCCAGAGCAAAAAUGAAAAAGGAGAAAUUUUACAGAAUGAAUUCAAGGAACUAGCAAAUCAACUCCAAGUUGUUACAGAUAAGUUGAAAGAAUACGAAUCACAGAAAUGUUAUAUGCUAGAAGCAUUACAAAACCUAAAAUUCACACCUGAACAAAAGAAAAACUUAAUAGCAAUAUUUGCUGAAAAAGAGGCUGGUGACCUACAAAAAUCCAUAUUGAAAUUACAGGAUGAUUAUGUUGAUGCAUCUACGAUCAAUAAAAUUAAAGAAUUAGAACAAUGUUUAGAAAAAAGCAAACUUGAAUUGAAUGAGGAACGCAGGAAGUUUGCUACCCAAAGUACCGAAAUGUUUGUUUUGGAGCAGAAAUUGAAAUCUGUUGCAAUAAACAAAAAUAAUGUGAUCACUUCAAAGCAAGAUGAAGGCAACAAUUCUCAGAACUCUAACAAUAAUGAGCAAUGUGAUUACCAGCAACUCUUGGAGGAUAAACUGUUGGCUGAAAAUCAAGUUAAAUUCCUCAAUUCCAUAAUAGUAGAUAUGCAAAAAAAGAAUGAAGAACAAAAAGCGAAAAUCGAAAUUUUGGAAUCAGGCUAUAGUCCCGCGGCUGCUGAUGAGUUGAAUUUAAUGGGAUUCUCUUCCAGUUCGAGGCAGCUUGCUCCAAGAGUAUAUUGUGAUAUUUGUGACUGCUUUGAUCUGCACGAAACUGAGGAUUGUCCCAAGCAAAUGUCUGAAGAUAUGCCUCCUCCACCCCCUACUGAUAAAAUUAAGAAAAAACCAGAACCAAGGCCUUAUUGUGAAUUAUGUGAAGUGUUUGGACAUGAUACCCAGGAAUGCACCGAAGAUGAAACAUUUUAAAUCAAUUUUUUAGGAAUUUUAAUUGUUUAUUGAAAUAAUAAUAACUAUGUGAUAAAAUAAUUUAUUUUGUUUAAUGUUGAUAUUGUUGCUUGAAAUCAAUAAAAUACAUCGAAUUUUUAA